ACGAGGGGAGCGAGGACAGGCACACAACCACCACACCACCUCCUUCAAACCGAAGUCUCCGAUCUUUCACUUUUGCCGCCUUGCUUCAGCUUUGCCUCUUCCAGCUUUGCGUGGAUCUUACAGGUCUUUGAACCCUUGUCUUCCGCUGGGCGAAAAAAAAAAGAAGCCCAAAAAUAAGGGAAAAGAGAGAGCGACGUGCAUCACCUCCAUCCAACUGGUUUGGCGUCACUGCGUCUGCGUCUCGCCUACCCCAGCCUUGAAGCAGGUCGGAACGUCGGAUCGUCACUCCUUUCAAGACGCUAGCUUGGUGUCUCGUUCUCUUCGCGAAUCAAUCUGACUCAGUCGUGGCUUGCGUCGGUCUUUCUCCUCUUUUACUUGCUCAAACCAGGGCCGUAGAUCGUACCUGAUCUGAAAGAGAAAGAGAGCCAAGGCAGAAGUCACUUCAGACUAGUUGUUUGAAGCGAAUCGGUAGCUGCCGAGGACAAACACAAGCCCACAUUUUCGUGUGUUUAUCGUACCAUCAACGACACAAACGCACAGACGCGAUAGCAGAGUAAGAGGAACAGCACUUGCUCAUCCUCUGUUCUAUUUCUGCAAAGUCUACCACCCUACCUGAGGCGGAGUUACCGUUCUUCCCUUCGCACGGGCGCCAAACCGUAUACUAUCAAGGAUUGAGUCCCAGGUACUUGCCCUCGGGAGUCCCUUUAUUGUAACCCUACCACGCGAGUCCGCCCUUCGAGAAGCAUUCGUUGUUGGGCUACCCCGGUCUUUCCAACAAAGAUUCCUUCAGCCCCGUGCUGUCUUUGUCCCAAGUUUUCCCCGGUCCCAUUAUCAUAAAAACCUGUCACCCUUCAAGACGGACGUUCUUCCCCCCUUCUUUCACAAUGUCAGACCAAACCCCAGCCCAAGAAGAGUUCGCCUCUUUCCUAGCCAAGAACUCCUCAACCAAGUACAGCUCCCAUCCCGAGGAUCGAGACGAUUACCACGACUCCAAGGCGUUCCACUCAGACGGCCAAGCAGACAGCGAGGACGAAGACGAAGAAGACCGCUUCCGCAACGCCCAGAUCGAAGCAGCCAUGCGCAUGCCCACCAUGGACUCGCGGACCGAGAUCCGGCUGCCGCCCGCCGGGUUCGACGCCGGCGCCGCCACAGGCGUCAAGGGCGUGAUCGCGGACGCCCGAGCCUACGAGAAUGCCAAGCGCAGCGCCAAGUGGAAGAACAGGGUGCGCAGCGCGCGGAGGAGUGUGUUUGGCGGCGGCGGUGACGCAUCUCCAGAACAGCAGAAAAGUGGAAGCAGAAAGUACAGCGAUGGUGCGGGAAGCAGCGGGCUGGACAGCGAUUUCGGGAGCGAUGCGGGACUGGAUAGCAUGGACGAGGACGAGAAGGAGUUUUUGGAGAGAUGGAGGGAGAGUAGGCGGCGCGAGCUGGAGAAGAGCAGCAUGAACCCGGCUUCGAGACAGAGGAGGACGAGCCCCAGCUCGAGACAGUUUGGCCGGCUGGACAAUGUGGAUGCGAUUGGAUACUUGGAUGCUAUUGAGAAAGUGGGACCAGAGACGGCAGUGGUGGUAUUUGUUUAUGAUCACGAGUGCCCUGUCUCAGCAGCAAUCGAGAUUGCUCUCCGACCAAUCGUCCAUUCCCAUCCCGCCAUCCAUUUUAUCAAGGUUCACUACGCCGAGAUGGAGUUCGACAACGCGGCCGUCCCGUCCAUCCUGGCGUACCGCAACCAGGGAGACCUCUUUGCGAAUCUCACGGGGCUGAUCGAGAUGAUUCCGGACGAUGAGGAUUUCGACACCGACACACUCAAACGGCUUUUCGAGAGGCACGGCAUAUUGCGAAGCCAAAGGGGAGAGCCUGCCGGAUGGUGAUGUGCUGCUCCUGGAUUUCCCAGUCAGUCAGUCAGCCAGUGAUGCCCUUCGGACCUUGGUCGGAGCUGUUCUGUUCUGUCUUUUCUUGUUGGAAGACGGGAAAGACGCAGUGCUUGCACUGAGCCGUCCGUGUGAGCAUUUUGCCCAUUUUGUUUAUGGAAAUUGCGUGCUCUUGUGUCCUCGAUGACACCGGCAGAUACGGCAGCUGUCCUAGUUCUUUGUUCUGCCGCGGCAUGCGUAGUCCAGAUUUCAGGGCGUGUUGGUAUACCUAGGCAGCUCUAUGCAUACAUCAGGCUUCGACUACUGAACGGUUUCCCCCAGAUGGACUUCCGGCGCGAGCGAUCAGUAGAGAUUACAUGACCUUGGGUUUUAGUAACAGUGCGCUCAGCUCAUGCCCUGGAGGCGUGAUUGAGGCAGGCAGAUGGACUGGUACGAAGGGGUACGAAUACAUGGUAUUUUCGAAUGAGGAAGAACUGAAAUGAUGGUCAUGUCUGGACGCUAGAGAAGCCAUACUUGGUCUUCGGAGUUUGUAUUAAUCGUUACUGGUCAAUCUAUAUACUUAAAAUUAUAAUCUGUACGUAGAUAUACACAAUCAAACCUUUGGGGGCUAUACCAGUACCAAUACGCAA
Neurospora crassa OR74A is the source of this 2494-nucleotide messenger RNA. Its product is annotated as phosducin. The transcript is spliced from 3 exons. NCBI's taxonomy places the organism in Eukaryota, Fungi, Ascomycota, Sordariomycetes, Sordariales, Sordariaceae. Bases 885 to 1865 code for a protein of 326 amino acids. The record is from RefSeq and is a predicted model, not a curated record. Gene Ontology annotation, biological process: regulation of G protein-coupled receptor signaling pathway.